CACCUGGAAUGACUGUGGUUGUCAAUACACUAAGUCAUUCAUCUGCUAUGCAGUAAAAAGAAAGUUCCAUGCAGUGAACAUCAGUAUGUCUUGGCUCUCAGCUCUUGAGUACUGCAAUUCCCAUUACAGUGGCAUGGCCACCAUCCGAAACGAAAUAGAAGAGUGGCAUUUGCUGCAGUACCUCAAUGAAACCAACAUACAGGAGAAAGUGUGGAUUGGGAUGAGGAGCUCCAGGGUCUUUGGAUUCUGGUUCUGGAUGAACGAUGACCCGGUCACUUAUGAAAACUGGGUAAAUGACUCCUCAGUGACCCUUCAAGAUAACAGGCACUGUGCCAUCCUGGAUCCAAAUCAGAAGAAGUGGGUCAAGCAGGACUGUGCACAGCCAGCCCUGUUUGUCUGCUACAGAGUGCACUGACCUUGUGUGGCAGCCAUCAUGGAAAUUCUGCUGUACCUGUGGUUCUCCUUCACAUCUACAGUGAAUAAAUGAAUCAAAGAGCUAAUUAACAACUGAAGUCUCCUCAUGUGGUGUCUAUUCUAUAUUCAGGAAUUAGAAGCAUUAAGACCUAAAUGUUGAAUUAACGCCAAAUAGACUGAAACAUCCAACAAACCUCCCCUGCUAAUUUCACUCUCCACUGGCUUCCCUUCUCUCCUGGUGCAAUAUAUUCAUGAAAGUUACAUUUUGUUCUCGAAAUUCAUUCACCU
Messenger RNA from Polypterus senegalus (gray bichir), 702 nucleotides. Its product is annotated as C-type lectin lectoxin-Lio3-like. The coding region runs from base 86 to 415 and encodes 109 amino acids. Lineage: Eukaryota; Metazoa; Chordata; Cladistia; Polypteriformes; Polypteridae. The transcript has 3 exons. The record is from RefSeq and is a predicted model, not a curated record.